This is a messenger RNA of Lindgomyces ingoldianus, 1244 nucleotides long. RefSeq lists its product as uncharacterized. The transcript has 4 exons. The coding region runs from base 135 to 1232 and encodes 365 amino acids. Lineage: Eukaryota; Fungi; Ascomycota; Dothideomycetes; Pleosporales; Lindgomycetaceae. The record is from RefSeq and is a predicted model, not a curated record.
CGCUGGUUUCUGGAUUCAUGGUGACGCUAAAAUAGACCUGAUGAGAGAGUGCAGGAGCUCCAUCCUUCUCUCCCAAAGUCCUCCUCUCUUUUUAAUCAACCCCACCUUUGCCUUGGCUCCCCACCCCACUGAACAUGUCUGAUGACGACGUCGACCAUGAGCUCCUAGAUCUCCUGCGAAAGUCUCUGGGUAUCGGCCCUGCAGAUUCCUCUGCUCCCCCAGAAACAAAAGUCCUUCAAAAUGCCGAGUUUAUAUACGACAACAGCAUCGAUGUUGCUCUCGACAUGCGUCACACAAAGCUAGCGGCAAUCGAAAUCCUCAAGCAAAUGCAAGAGCGCGGAUACAGCACCAAAACAUGGUCAGAACAUCCCUUACAUCCCAAGGCCAAAGACGAAAACACCGUCAAUUUUAUCUUCACUAUGGACCUUUUAAACUUUAGCUUCUGGAGUGAGAAGAGCGAAGAUGAGAGAUUCACCGUCAGUUAUCAGGACAAGAGGUGGACAGGGUACUGGAGUUUAGUAGCGGCGCUGCAACGAGGGUUAGAUGAGGAGAUUUCGAUUACAUCGCCUUCGUUCUGGAUUAACGAGGAGGAGUGCACCGAGGAGGUUCUACGCAAAGUUUUCCGGUCAGAAACGGAUGAAGAGAUUCCCAUGUUUCAGGAGCGGAUACGGUGUCUCCGAGAAGCAGGGCAGAUUCUAGAAGAAGAAUUCGACAGCAGUAUUAUCACGCUCAUUGAAGACGCAAAGCACUCAGCGGCUGGCUUAGUAAAUCUUUUAGCUGAGCGAUUUCCCUGCUUCAGGGAUGAGGGGAAAUUUGAGGGCAAGAAAGUCCGAUUUCUGAAACGUGCUCAGAUUUUCGUGGCAGAUGUAUGGGCUGCAUUUGAGGGGGAGGGAUAUGGGGAGUUUAACGACAUCGAUAAAAUCACAAUGUUUGCAGAUUACCGCGUCCCACAAAUGCUCUAUUCCUUGGGCUGCAUAUCGUUCUGUCCACCGCUCGACAGUCGCAUCCGACGUCACGAUCCAAUUGAAUCCGGGCACUCGUGGGAAUUGCAGAUCCGGGGCUGCAGUAUCUGGGCCAUCGAGCUUCUUCGUCGUGAAAUUGUCAAAUUGCAACCAGAUGCAAAAAUUAACGCAAUCUUGAUCGAUUUUUUCUUGUACGAUCUAGCGAAGGAGAGAGAGCAGGCUGAGGAAGAGGCGAUUCCACAUCAUCGCACGAGGAGUAUUUGGUAUUGAGGUUGAGAGGGG